GGCUGCUUGAUUUGCAGCUGAGGCUAGGCGCCCUGUCACUUCCUGUGUCACGGUCACCAUGUCUGUUGUCACUGAACGGGGUAAAAACCGGAAAGAUGAUGGAAGACGGAAUAAAUAUUCGGUGCUGCUGCCCACCUAUAACGAGAGGGAGAAUCUGCCGCUUAUCGUGUGGUUGCUGGCCAAAUAUUUCGGAGAGAGUGGAUAUGAAUAUGAGAUAAUCAUAAUUGAUGAUGGAAGCCCGGAUGGGACAUUGGAAGUGGCUCAGCAACUGCAAAAAAUUUACGGAUCAGACAAGAUUUUGCUUAGGCCAAGAGAGAAAAAGCUGGGGUUAGGAACGGCGUACAUUUACGGCAUGCAGCAUGCUACCGGAAAUUUCAUCAUCAUCAUGGAUGCCGACCUGUCACACCAUCCUAAAUUCAUCCCAGAGUUCAUCAAAAAACAGAAGGAAGGCAACUUUGACAUUGUGUCUGGGACCCGAUACAGUGGAAAUGGAGGUGUUUACGGUUGGGACCUAAAGAGGAAGCUUAUCAGUCGAGGAGCGAACUUUCUUACUCAGGUCUUACUGCGCCCUGGAGCCUCCGACUUGACUGGAAGUUUUAGGCUUUAUAAGAAAGAAGUUCUGCAAAAGCUGGUGGAUCACUGUGUGUCCAAAGGAUAUGUAUUCCAGAUGGAGAUGAUCGUGCGAGCUCGGCAAUUUAAGUACACAAUAGGAGAGGUGCCGAUUUCCUUUGUGGAUCGUGUCUAUGGAGAGUCCAAGCUUGGGGGUAAUGAAAUUGUCUCCUUCUUAAAGGGACUGUUAACCUUAUUUGCCACCACAUGAGUCGGGACAGAAGAUGACGUCCACCACCUUCAGGAGAGAUCACAUUUUCUCCUUCAUUUUUCUUUUGGGAAAAACUUUAAUCUGACUAAAUCGAAGUUUUUACAUCUAAUGGUGACAGAGUAAGAUGAUGUCAAAUAGACAGAUGAAGAAAUAUAUAGAAUAUUUUGUAAAUUCCUUUUUUUCACCUCUAUUUUUUGUUUGUUUGUUUUUUGGUGAAAAAAAUGUAUGACCGAACUAGGAAUGAAAACACAGACCCAGGCUCAUUCCACAUCCUGGUGUUUUUUGGAAUUAUAUAAAGUUUAAUCAUAUAUUGUAAAAUUCUGUUACUCUUUAUAAUAGUUAUCAGGCCUCUCAUGGUACACAGGCUCCCCCACCAGCAGACAUUAUUCCAGCAAACCUGUGCGGCCAUACUAAAAUCUCAACUAAUUCGCAGCUAGUGGAGAUUUUAACAGCAGUUUAUGCUGUUUUGGCAGAGGAAAACUGCCUUAAAGUGUUCUCGCUAGUGCCAGCGGAAAAGGCAAAUAAUCGCACAACAUCUGCAGCUAAAGCAGAAAUAAUGCUAUUAUUCACAGUUUUUACCAUUGAAAAAAAAAAAGUACCUUUACCCCUGUGUUUCAAAUUCUUACCCUUUCCAAGAGCUAAACGGAACCAUACCUGUUUGUAUCCACAGACUUAAGUCCUCCUUCCUAAAAGUGCCUAU
Messenger RNA from Hyla sarda, 1520 nucleotides. It is a transcript of the gene DPM1, whose product is annotated as dolichyl-phosphate mannosyltransferase subunit 1, catalytic. Bases 59 to 820 code for a protein of 253 amino acids. Gene Ontology annotation, molecular function: dolichyl-phosphate beta-D-mannosyltransferase activity. Gene Ontology annotation, biological process: GPI anchor biosynthetic process; protein O-linked glycosylation via mannose. The transcript is spliced from 9 exons. NCBI's taxonomy places the organism in Eukaryota, Metazoa, Chordata, Amphibia, Anura, Hylidae. The record is from RefSeq and is a predicted model, not a curated record. Gene Ontology annotation, cellular component: endoplasmic reticulum membrane.